Molecule: messenger RNA, 1675 nt
Organism: Amphiprion ocellaris (clown anemonefish)
Lineage: Eukaryota; Metazoa; Chordata; Actinopteri; Pomacentridae
Exons: 6
Coding region: 265-1200 (311 amino acids)
Source: RefSeq, a predicted model, not a curated record
UGUCGGAGCCUCGGGUGUCAGAAGAGCGUCACCAGCAUCACAACCUGCAGACGGGCUUUAUUCAUAUCUAUGGGCUUUAGUGUAAAGUCCAUCCAGGAAGUUGCCGCUACGCCGCGCGCUGAGUCAAGUUUGUUUGUGCACGAGCUCAACAUCACAAACACCUCGCGAGCUCAACGAGGCGCGAGCCCGUGAAAAAGUAAGAACAAGCAGCGAUGUUUAGCUUCAGCUUUUAGCUUCAGACGGUAAAACAAAACAGUCAGCGACAUGUCAAAGUACGUAAAGUGUGAAGAAUCAGAGACGAAGUGUGUGAUUAACAGCAGGUAUGACACAUGUGACUGGGAUUCAUCUGUUCAUUCGUUAUCCAUAAGAGUAGAAUAUCGUAGGUCACUUGAGUAUCAUCUGAGGUGGAAAACAUCCAUGUGUCCCCAACGCUCCAUCAGACGACCAAAGUCCUCCGAGAGGAGACCUCAGAAAAGCCCUGUGUCAAAUGAAGAUGUUAUUCAGCGUCGGCUGAAGAAUCAGAGACUGAGGACGUUGCAGAGGAAGGCUGAAGCUGAAGACAGCAGGGUUGAUCCAGAUGAUUGGAGGCAGUGUGAUAUCAUCGACGUCAUCAGCUGCACUCAUGAUGCCAAACACGUUGCCAUGGAGACGACAGAAGGGCAGAAGCCCGUAGAGAUAACCGACAAAGGAUUGACGGAGUCAGAUGACGACUGUGUCUCUGUUUGCAGCAGCAUUGCUUCUGGUCCUUCCCUCCUACAUCAUGUCACCCCUAAGAAACCAAGGCUUCCUCAGAACCUGUGCUCAGCCUGUAGGAAGCUCUAUCAGAAAGCCAAGAGAACAAAAGCACCAAUCAAAAGCAAACUUCUAGAUAUCGAUCCCAAGUCCCUGACAUGUGACCAGUGGGUUCUGAUCAAAAGCUGGACACCCAGAGGGUUGACCAAUGUGAGCGGGAAGCUUUUGUGCCAUGUACACCUGAAAAAGGAGGUUCGUGUGAGAGAGGGAGAAUCCUCAGGCUGCUCAAGGCCACACGCUUUCCUUCAGAGGAACCUUAGACGGUGUGUCAAAGUCGCAAAGAAAAAUCAGAAGAAGCGAAAUGGAAGAAAAAGGAGACGAAAUAACAGUCAGGGUUCCCGUGCUGCUAAGCAGCAGCGUCUCCACAGCAACAAUCACCGACGACACUCCAGGUCCUCUCUAGUAUGAAUGAUGAGUCUGGUUUUGAGGGUCUUGGGCCUCGAGAAACCAACGGUCAGUCAAGCACCUGAUCUGGCUAAGGAGUUGAUUCCCUGUUCGGUGGUCCUGGAAAACAUCAAGCCAACAGAGAUCACACUCAGAAAGAAAAGACUAAACCCAGCCGGUAGAUUCAGAGACCUGCUCACUCAGCUGCAGAGCAACAGGAGCAUGAUCGUCAGAGAGACACGAUAGGAGGGCACACAGGAAUGUUUGGUUUUUUUUAAAUCUACUGUUACAGCUGAAGAAUUCUAGUUUGGAUGAAGCCUGAAGUUUGUUUUUUUUGUUAAACUUGGUUAUUCUGUUGGGGCCUUAUACCUGGAGUUUAUUGACCAAGUACUAAUGCAUUUCCAUGCCUCCAUGUUUAGUUGUUCUUGUAUUUUGAAGUAGGAAUUAUUUAAAAUUGUUUGCAACAGGACACCUAUGAAUAAAUGUGUUCCGUGUUUUA